ACAUAUGUUAUUUAUAAAAUUACGCGUCGAUCACGAAUUUUGGGGGCAUGCUGAUAUAUUCAAAUAUAUCGCUGUAUGUCAAAAAAAUAAAAGACGCAUGUUUCAUAUUCUUAUUUAAAGAAAUUGAAGGUUUUCUUGGUUUCGAAUUUUAUAAAAAGCAUUUUAAAAAAAUAUUUCGAAAAAGAUAAUUGAGAAAUCGUUCGACGCUAUUUGAUAACGAUACCGUUUCUUCAGUGAAUAAAGGAGAAAUAAUCAUCGUUUGCGAACUUAACGAUAAGACUGCAAGGACUUUGCGGUAUUGAAUGAAGCAACGGUGUUGUGUCGAAGGUAAAAUAAUGAAGAAGCGACGACCGUGCACCUGGAACUCAUCUCGUUUAGCAAAAAGUUCACCGAGGCCUUUUCACGUUCGCGAGUUCGACAAUUUUCCUACUGAAACGAAAAGCUUCCACGAAUUGAAACAUCUGCAAAAGUACAAUUCAAAGUCGCAGAAGAAAAACGCCAAAUUGAACGAAUCCUCUUUGAAAAGAGAUGCAUUUGGUUCAUUGGAAUCUCUGUUCGAUUUGAAGAAGCCCCUGAAUUUACCUGAAAUACAUUCGUUUACGAUCGAGUAUCAUCAGGAGGGACAUGUACCUUUGUACAAAUCAAAAAGUUUCAAGAAUUCUAAACAUAUCGUAGAAUCGGUGCUUUUGCAACAGACAGCAGAACUUGAGCCACACAUUCUUGAACGGACCCACGAGGCAGAUGAUCAUAAAAGGAAGGAGGAGGAAGAUAAGCAGGAGCCAAAUUUAGAAACGUUAGAGACGCAAGAACGUAAAAGUGAAAAUUCAGAAACGAAAGAAUCAUUAAACAUGGCUGAGAACGAGUCACAAGAAUUUCCUGAUAACAAAAGUGACAGAAUCUCACUAUCAAAGAAAUCAUCAUCAAGAGUCGGAUCAAGACAUAGCGGACUCGGAUCAAAACAUACCGAAGUUGGAUCAAGACAUACCGAAGUCGGAGAUAAAGGGCUGGAAGCCACGAUUAAAGAGAUAUCAAAUACUGGAACAGUCGGGCAAUGGGAUCAGGUUCCUCCAUUUUAUCCACUUCCUCCUGGCGUUGGUGAAGGUGCGUCGAUUAAACCUGGUGGUCGACAGGAAUCCAUGUUGAGCUCAUCACCUUUUACCGAUAGCACUGUAAAGUUAGAAAUGAAGAAUGCUGAUGAACGUUGUGCUGUACUUGCAAAGGACAUCGAGCAACUAAAGCUAGAGAUAGCUGAACUUUCAAAAAAAAAAGAUUUAACGAGCGAAGAUACCUUAACUAUUCAGAAAAAGCAAGAUGAAGUUAUGAGGAAAUUGGCUGAAUUCGAACAAAUAACACGGAAGUUGCAACGAUUAUUAGGCUUGGCCGAUGUCUCGAGCACCGCCUUUGCAAAAAUGUUCGACAUGAUACCGCAACCGUAUUCGAAACUCAGCUUGGCCAUUGCCGAAGAAGAAGAAGAAGUUGCAGCGCAAGAAAAGAUCAGAGAUAAAAUAGACAAAGAAGUGUCUGCGACAAGGAUAUCAAAGCCCGAGGAUCGUUUCGAUUUGCCUCAAAUAGAGUAUCCUGAAGACAAGCUUCCGAGAGUAAUCGUUUGCGGGAACACAGAGGACGAAAUUCCGAAAAUUGUUGUAGCAGAUAGCAAGAAGAAAGGAAAGGAAAGUCUCCAAACUUUGACGGGAAAAUUAACAGAAUCGUUAACGAUGCAAGAGAAAUUGGCAAAAGAGAAUGCCCAGUUAGAAGGUGGCAAAUAUAAAUUAGAAGAAGCGUUGCUAGAAAAGGAUUCUGCCGUUGAGAGUUUACAGAGGAAGGUAUGCGGGCUACAGGCUGAAAUGAGAAUAGUAGUGAAGGAAAACGUGGAAUUGACACGUCAGAUAGCUUGCUUGAAUCAACGAGUCACUAGUCCUUGUUGUUACACCUGUCCAGGUGCAAUUUCGUCAGGAGUAUCAAGUCCGUGCCCUUUACGCUCGGUUUCAUACACCACUACGUUACAGCAAGACGACGAUUAUUGUCGAUGCAAGUGUUGUCUUCAACCUGAUUCUUUAUCGCCAAUCGCUAACGCCACAAGUGUGAAAGCCGGGAGUCAUACAUGUGUACCUAGCGAAGAUUCACCCAGACUUGCGGGCGGUGCAUCAGUAACAGGUGCUUGUAUUACGAGUGGUGCAUCUUCCCAAAUCGAUGAAAUGUGUUGCCGAAGUCCUGCUGUCGCUAAAUCACCAUGCGUCCAACCACCUCCGAAAAGCGUCUGCCCUGCAGAAAUAGAGAAUAAGAUUGCAGCUUACGAGAGCAGUAACAAACAGCUAGAACAACAAUUAGGCAGUAUGGAAUGCGAAGUACGUAACAUGCAGAUGGAACUUGCUAAUGUACAACGAGAACGUCAGCAGCUGGAACAACAACGUAAGCUGUUGAAAUGCACCGCUCCUUGCGCACCUUGUGGUUGUUGCCCUCCUUCACCUAUGACUCUUCAAGGCUCAAGUCCUCCGCCUUAUGUACCACCUCCAACAUUACCACCAGUUCUACCACCAUCGUCCUCUGUACCUCUUUCUAAGAUGCCACCGCCUCCUACUUCAACUUGUACUGGCUCCUGUAUAAAUGCUCCCAUGGGAGCUAGCACAUGUCCUCAGCAGCAGUUACGUGAUCUACGCGAGCAAUACGCACGUCUACAAGAUGAUUACAAAAACAAAUUAUGCGAGGUUUCGUGUUUAAGAACAGAUGCCGAGAAACUGAAGCAGCAAACACGCGAAACUAUCGAAGAGAAGGAAAAAUUGGAUAUAAAACUGAUCGAUGCUCAGGAACGUUUGAAGGCACUAGAAGCCGAAAAAGAUAAAUACGAAGGUUUUAAGGAACAAAUGAUUGAACAAGAACAAGCUCUUAUCGUUUUCAAACAACGCUUUCGAGAAGCGCAAGACGAACUUGAAGAAUUGAGAUCUAUGAUUCAAGAUCAAGCCGCUCAGUUGGAGGAUUAUCGCAACAAAUACCUACAGGCACAACAACAAGUUGAAGAGCAACGCCGGCAACUUGAUCUCAUGGAAAUGGAUAAUGCACGAAUGAAUGAAAACGUGACUCUGGAAAUAGGAAGAGUUAAAAAUCAGUUUCAAGAAAAGCUUGCAGAAUUGGCGCCAUUGCCAGACAUUCUAAAACAAACUCAAGUGAAACUGCAAGAAGCGCAACAAAUGCGUGCAGUCGCCGAACGAAAUUGCGAGGAUCUUUCACGAGAAUUGUUAGCUACCAAAGAUAAGAUGCAGGCUUUGCAAAAUCAAUUGGAUGUGAUGCAUAACGAGUUUCAACAGCUUCAAGAUGAAAGAGGCCAUGGUUCGGGUCGAUUCGAUGAAUUGGAACGAAAAAAUGCUGAAUUGCGACACGAAAAUGAACGUAUGAAAAACACGCUUGCUAGGUUCGAGGAACACGAGGCGCAGCUACAAAAGCGCAUCGAUGAAAAGAUGCACGAAGUUACUCAAUUAACAGCAAUGCUUGAUCAAGUCCGAGAAGAUUCCGCAAGACAAGUGGCAAGAACUAAGGAGAGGUGUGAGACUGCUAGAAGAACGAUGCAAAGUCAGAUAGCGGAAAUGGAAAGACAAUUGGCUCAAUGUCGAGCCACUGCAAGAGCUGCACAAAAAGACAGAGAUGAAAUUCGACAAAAAAUGCAAGGUCAAAUAAACAAUCUGAAUGAGGCAUUCGAACAAGCUCAGGGUCGCAUAAGAUCACUGCAGGGACACGUGAAUUAUCUGAAGACAUCCUAUAGCAACAUCUUUAAAGGACAAGGAGAGAUGCCACCUGGAGUUUUACCUGGAGAGGCUGGUACAGGAUUCGAUUCCUGCGACUGCAACUAUUAAAUAAGAAAUUAUUCAGUAUUUUAUUGAUAUCGAAAUAAAAUUUUAAUGAGGCGAUGAUCGUCGUCUCACUCGGUCACGUAAAUUACAUGUUCAAACAUUGUCGGUCUAUAAUUGUAACAAAAAUUUCUUACUUAAAUUAUAAAAAGAAAAAAAAAA
Messenger RNA from Osmia lignaria (orchard mason bee), 4001 nucleotides. RefSeq lists its product as uncharacterized. Gene Ontology annotation, biological process: regulation of cilium assembly. Gene Ontology annotation, cellular component: centrosome. The record is from RefSeq and is a predicted model, not a curated record. NCBI's taxonomy places the organism in Eukaryota, Metazoa, Arthropoda, Insecta, Hymenoptera, Megachilidae.